AUGGCACUAGUAGAACUUGCGGAGUUAUACAAAUUUGGAAUAUUGUCGUCAAUGGCUAUAAAGGGCAUUAUUAGCUAUCCAGUUGAAAUCACCCUUCGUUUGAUCGGAGCAUGGCCAAAUUCUUCAUGUCGAAUUUUCAAAUAUAUCAUAUGGACAACAGUGAUGUCAACGUUUUUAAUAUUUCAAUAUUCAUAUUGUCUUACUCAUGUUAAAGCGGCCGAUUUAACAGACUUAUUAGACGGGUUAAGCGUUACUUUUUCAAAUACUCUUCUUCUUCUGAAGUUUAUUAUCAUUUGGUUCCACAAACAAACUUUUUCCGAAAUUUUGAUCAUAAUGGCCGAAGACUGGGAUAAUUGUAAAUCUGAAUGGAAUAUGGAAGUAAUGAUGCAGAAAGCUAUUUUAUCCUAUCGCAUUGCGAAGGUUAUGCUUAUAGUGUUUACAUGCAGUAUCUCUCUAUAUGCAGUGACCACCUUUUUCGUUCCUGACAACAUUGAAGCAUCUCAUUCUACGGAAAAGAAAUUUCUAUUGAGAAUGGAAUUUCCUUUCGAAGCAACAUUUUCACCAAUAUACGAAAUCAUUGUGACGAUACAACUUGUCAUACAACCGAUAUUUACUCUAAUGGCAGGAAUGUUUAUGGCUCUUAUUGCAACGUUCGUACUUCAUGUAGCCAGUCAGAUCGAUAUACUGUGCGACAGAUUAACAGAGAUUUUAAAUAAUCACAAUGAAGAGCAGUUACGUAUAACAAUCAUAAAAAGUCUUAUAGCCAAACAUCAAAGAAUUAUAAGUUUAUCUGAAAAUGUCGAAAGUGUAUUCACUUUGAUAUCUUUGCUACAAUUCUUUUUUAACACUGUAGUGAUCUGCUUUGUGGGCUUUCUUCUUGUAACCUCAUUAAGCAGUGGACAAGCACCUGCAGUGAUAGCAAAAUGCUUUCCUUAUUACAUAGCUGUUAAUUUUGAAGCACUUACACUUUGUUAUACAGGCGAAUAUCUUAGUUCAAAAAGUGAGGAUAUCGGUUGGACUGUGUACAAUUCCAACUGGUAUCGAUUAAGUAUUUAUGAAACUCGUGCGCUUUUAUUAUUAAUAUUGCGCUCUCAGAAGCCUCUGAAUCUCACAAUUGGGAAAUUUAUGAAUCUUUCUUUAGAGACAUUUGCUAAUAUGUUGAAAGCCUCUGCUUCGUAUGUUUCGGUGUUACAUGCAAUGGAAUAA
Bombus pyrosoma is the source of this 1206-nucleotide messenger RNA. Its product is annotated as odorant receptor 85b-like. The transcript has 7 exons. Gene Ontology annotation, biological process: detection of chemical stimulus involved in sensory perception of smell; sensory perception of smell. Gene Ontology annotation, molecular function: olfactory receptor activity; odorant binding. Lineage: Eukaryota; Metazoa; Arthropoda; Insecta; Hymenoptera; Apidae. The record is from RefSeq and is a predicted model, not a curated record. Gene Ontology annotation, cellular component: plasma membrane. The coding region runs from base 1 to 1206 and encodes 401 amino acids.